This is a messenger RNA of Scaptodrosophila lebanonensis, 1719 nucleotides long. RefSeq names its product putative neutral sphingomyelinase (gene nSMase). Gene Ontology annotation, cellular component: cytoplasm. The transcript has 2 exons. Gene Ontology annotation, molecular function: sphingomyelin phosphodiesterase activity. The record is from RefSeq and is a predicted model, not a curated record. NCBI's taxonomy places the organism in Eukaryota, Metazoa, Arthropoda, Insecta, Diptera, Drosophilidae. The coding region runs from base 105 to 1445 and encodes 446 amino acids.
UAUCAGCCUGCAUGCUUUACACGGACCUUCCAUGCGAUUGUGAUUGUGUCUCAUAGCAAAGGUGGCAGCGCAUUGUUAUUAGCCGAAAAUUGCUAUAAAAAAAAAUGUUGCUGCUCGAGCUAAAUAUUCUAACGCUGAACGUAUGGGGCAUUCCAUAUGUGUCCAGUGACCGUGCGCUGCGCAUUGAGGCGAUAUGCAAGGAGCUGAGCAGUGGGAAGUACGACAUCGUCUCGCUCCAGGAGGUUUGGUCGCAAAAGGACAGCGAGGCACUGCAGGAGAAGACAGCCAGUGCUCUACCCUAUUCACAUUACUUCCACAGUGGGGUGAUGGGGGCCGGUCUACUAGUGCUGUCUAAAUAUCCAAUUCUGGGCACUUUAUUUCAUGCCUGGUCCGUGAAUGGUUAUUUUCAUCGCGUACAGCACGCUGACUGGUUUGGCGGUAAGGGUGUUGGCCUUUGUCGGAUUCUCGUUGGUGACCAGAUCGUACAUUUGUAUAAUGCACACCUUCACGCCGAGUAUGACAACGACAAUGAUGAGUACAAGACGCAUCGCGUGAUUCAGGCCUUCGACACUGCUCAGUUCAUUGAGGCGACGCGUGGCAAUGCGGUGCUUCAGAUACUGGCAGGAGAUUUGAAUACGCAGCCGCAGGAUAUCUCUUAUAAGGUUCUGUUGUACACAUCCAAGAUGCAGGACAGCUGUGCCUCCGACGCUUUUCGGACCAAUGAGUGUGGUCGUAAUUCGUAUACGUCGAAACGUUCGCUGGCUAAGAAUCCGCUUGGCAUACGGAUCGAUCACAUAUUUGUCCGUGGCGCAGAUCACAUAAAAGCUCACAUAGUCGACUAUACGUUGCCGUUCCCGGAACGUGUUCCCGGCGAAAAAUUUAGUUACUCUGAUCACGAGGCUGUCUUGGCAAAAUUACGAUUAACGCACAUAACAGCCGAUAGUGUAGCAGGCAAGCAUAUAGCACCGACGCAAUGCGUGUCGCAUGCCAAUGGACAUAUCGAUGGUGAGGAAACCUGUGCUACUAAGGAGGAGGGUGGCGGCGAUCCGGGUGCCAACAUAUCUGCCACUAAUUGCGGCGAACCGUCACAUAAGACGACCUGCCAGCCGCCAUCAUUAUGCCUACCCGCUCAACGCACUGCAGCACUCCAUGAGGCGUUGACUCUGUGCGAUGCCUCGCUUCUACAACUGAACACCGAUCGCAUCCUGUAUUAUAGCGCUGCAACAUUUUUAUUCGUGUUGCUCGUCCUUCUUAUCGAGUUCAGCGCCCCGGUGGGAUUCCGCACCAUUUAUCUUCUGCUCAAAUUUAUCGUCUUCGGUGUUAUUUUAUUCUGCAUAUUCAUGGCUUCCAUUUGGAACUAUAUGGAGCGUAAUGGUGUCUUGCAAGGCAAAAAGUCCAUGGAGGUUAUGCUGCACCAUGCACAGAAAUAUGAAUAUUUCUACUGAUGCCUCCUGGGUUGAGGCACUUGUGGCGGUUGUGUCGUAUUUAAACAUUUAGAAGCUCAAAAUGCAUUUAAAAUGUAGCCAGAGAGCUGCGUCCCCUCCCCCAAACAAACAAUAUUAAGAUAAGUUUAAAGCUACUCUGUCUCAUGUAAGUGCAAUAACGUUCAAUGCAAAAUAAAGCUGUCUAUGUAUUUUGGACAACAAGUAUUUCAUUCCAGUACAUAUGUAAUAGUUGAAAAUAUUACUUAAAUAAAAUUGAUGUAUUUUUAAACAACAA